AGGGGGAGGCGCAGUGUUUGGAGGAUUUGCUCGGGCGUUCUCUCGCUCCAAAGUUUUCAUGGAAACGUGCGCGCUCGCUGCACUACUUUAGACACUUUUUUUCUGUGAGUCAUCGAGGGACUCCGACAAGUUUUCUAAAACUUUUUGGCCCGCUUCGACGACUUUCUCCCUUCUCCGCAACCCCCCCUCCCCCUCUCCCCGGUGUGAGGUUUGGUUUAUGCCCGGCCGCGGAUCCGUUGCGGUGGAGCAGCAAAGGGAGCACCCCCCGCUCUGGAGCGCUGAGACGGAUUUGACCGGCGGAGGGUCUGACACAGGCCGCUUGUGUUGUUCUUACGGGGUUUCGAGGGGUUUAAUUAUCUGCAUCCUACUUGUCCUGGGAGUUUCGCGAACAUGUCAGGAAGCAAUUUACGCACCAAACUUCGACUCGUGCCAAGCAACGCUGGAGCGUUUCACCGGUGCGUCAAGGGCGACUUUUUGUAGAGCAGCCUUUUGGCACCGACACCUCGCGUACUUGCUGGCGAUCAGGUCCCUGGCCUGCGGGCUUGGAUUCGAGCUUUUGCACCAUAUCGGUCUGACUGUAAACAAGUUUUUCCUCACGUUAUGGAGGGUGAGCAGGGGACCGGUGCGCCCUCCGAGGAGCCCCAGGCGGACAGCGCCGCCGCGUCCGACAGUUUUUCCCAACUGUGGACGGACGUCAUGGGGAUGCUGGAUGGUUCUCUGGGCAACAUAGAUGACCUUGCCCAGGAGUACUCUGAGUACUACAACACCUGCUUCAGUGACGUCAGUGACCGCAUGGAGGAGCUCCGCAAACGGCGAGUCUCCCAGGAACUGGACAUGGAGAAACAGGAUCCAAGCAGCACCUCUCUGCAGCUCCGUAAUGAGAUCCAGGAAUCUUUAGGAUUCAGCAGUGAGGUGUCCACUCCUGAAACAGACAGAAAGAUGCCCCUGCACAAGUCCAGCUCUGAAGAUGGAUCUGGAGGCAAAUGGGACAACAAGAAGAAGAACAAAUCUUUCUGGCAGAACUUCCGCAAAUCUCAGCACAAACCCGUCGUGCGGCAGACAUCCAAAGGAGAGGACAUCGGCUACGUGGCCAGCGAGAUCACCAUGAGCGACGAGGAGCGGAUCCAGCUGAUGAUGAUGGUGAAAGAGAAGAUGAUCACCGUGGAAGAAGCUCUGGCUCGGCUGAAGGAGUAUGAGCGCAGCAGACAGUCCAGCAGCACUGACACUGCUGAGUGGACUGACGGAUCCGCGCCCAAUCUAAACCAGUCCUCGAACUGCAACUCCCGUGAACAGUCAGAUGAUGAGCAAUCAGAGGACUCUGUGAAGUUCAAACGGCUUCACAAAUUGGUUAACUCGACACGCCGGGUCAGGAAAAAACUCAUCAAGGUGGAGGAGGGCAAGAAACACGCCUCUGAAGAUUUUCUGAACCUGGAGGCUCCUCCCACAUGUGAGGACAACACCGCUCUGUACACAGGCGUCCUGAAGAAGCCCCUUCUGCCCCAGGAGGCUUCUCUGCCCUCCCUCACCCACGAUCAGCUCUCUCUGGAUGGAGACACAGACAGUCUGACGACCUCCCCUUCCUCCAGCAGCCUGGACACCUGGUCCGGACACAAGUUGGUCAAAACCUUCAGCAAGUCUUCCAGUACCCACGGUCUCAUCCGGCCUCCCAGGAGAACCCCAGCUGGCUCCAGCGCCCUGGGAGGCUCCAUCUCCGCUGUGGCAGGCAGCGGCUCCUCCUUCUCGGAGCUCGACGGCUGUGGAUUGGACGAUGAGGGAAAGUUGUCGCGCUCCACAACCGACGGCGAGAUGAGGAAGGCCCUGAGCUCCAUCUCCCACGGGAGAACGUGCAGCUUCGGCGGCUUCGACCUGUCCAACCGCUCGCUCCAUGUGGUCAACACGGGCUCCGAGGCCAACAAUAAAGAGCAGGAGGCGAUUUACAGAGAAGUGGUCAAAUCUCCCACCACGUCUCGGAUCUCGCUGGGCAAGAAAGUCAAGUCGGUGAAGGAGACGAUGAGGAAGCGCAUGUCGAAGAAGUACAGCAGCUCCCUGUCCGAGCAGUCCAGUCCGGAUGGAGCCCCCGGUUCCCCACAGUCCCCGCUGCCUGACACCGACUCUCUGGAGAAGCCGAAGCUGAAGGCCGGAGGCUCCGUGGAAAGCCUGCGGAGUUCACUCAGCGGACAGAGUUCAAUGAGCGGCCAGACGGUGAGCACCACCGACUCAUCGGCCAGUAACCGAGAAAGCGUGAAGUCAGAAGACGGCGACGAUGAGGAGCCGCCCUACAGAGGACCGUUCUGCGGCCGAGCCCGGGUCCACACAGACUUCACUCCGAGCCCUUAUGACACCGACUCCCUCAAACUCAAGCGCGGGGACGUGAUUGACAUCAUCAGCAAGCCGCCGAUGGGGACGUGGAUGGGCCUGCUGAACAACAAAGUGGGCACCUUCAAGUUCAUCUACGUGGACGUGCUGAACGAAGAAGAGGAGAAGCCCAAAAGGCCCGUGAGGAGGAGGAGAAAGGGCCGACCACCCAAACCCACGUCGGUGGAGGAGCUGCUGGAGCGCAUCAACCUCAAGGAGCACAUGCCCACGUUCUUGUUCAACGGCUACGAGGACCUGGACACGUUCAAGCUGCUGGAAGAGGAGGACCUGGACGAGCUGAACAUCAGAGAUCCUCAGCACAGAGCCGUGCUGCUCACCGCCGUGGAGCUGCUGCAGGAGUACGACAGUAGCAGCGAUCCAGAGCGCGGCGGCCUGUCCGGCUCCCAGGAGAAGCUGCUGUCUGAGGGUCAGGGCCUGGUGGGAGACUCCCCACGGGACUCUGGCUGCUACGAGAGCAAUGAGAACCUGGAGAAUGGUAAGAGCAGAAAAGCUUCCCGUUCCAGCCGUUCUUCAGCAGGACUCCAGUCUCCAGACUACCCGACGCUGCCCAUGACUCUCUCCACAGAGGCCCUGCAACAGAACGGCAAAAACCAGCGCACAAAGUUCCCAAAAAGCUUCUUCAUCAAGCCCUCUCUUAAGGGCUUCAACUUGCUGGGGCUGCGCAAAGCCCAAAGACGGUCCCCCAUCCCAGCCAGCCGCAGCUGUGAGGACCUGGAUGGUCCCCCGCAGCCCACUGGGCCCUGGAAGCGCUCGCACUCUCUGGGAGAUUUGAACUGGGAGCAGAAAAAUGAUCUGAGUGUGGAGCUCAGAUCUGCCAAGGAAGCACCCAAAUCAGGCCACAGCAGCCCCAGCAAAGUCUGCAGAGAUGACGGGUCUCCGGCUCAAAAUGGGACUCCAUCAGUGAGCCCUAAAGCGAGGGCCGACAGACCGCCCAUACCCUCCCAGCUGCCUCUCCGCUCCCCUUGUCCCACGACCCAGUCCCCCAACCAUCCAGAGCCCCUCUCCAGUCCCACUCCGAGUCCUCCCGAUUCUAGCGCAAGUGGGGAGAGGGUCGUCCGGACUCACCCCAAAAAGCCUCCCAUCCCUCCUCCCGUACCCGCCAAGAAAUCUAAAGAAAGACUCGCCAACGGCCUGCGCCACCCGCCUCUCUCCCUGCCCUCCACGCCGUCGCCCACCCCUUCGCCCACCCACUCCCUCAACCGCUCUCACCCCAGUAGCCCCGUAAUCCGCAGCAGCAGCAGCAGCCCCAGCCCCAGCCUCGGCGCUCCCGCUCUGCCGGCCAAGACCCCGAGCACCCCGGCCAGUCCGUGCGCCACCUCCUCGGCCUCCUCCAUGGGCGAGGAGUCGGGCACCCCACCAGCAGUGCAGCCUCCGUGGCUCUCGGAUCUCGGGGGCAAGAUGGCUGUAACGAGGAAGGCCUCCCAUGCCAAGAUGGGCCCUGACCUGCUCACCCUGCUGGAACAACGGCUGCAGGCAGAGGGCAUCGACCUCACUGAGGAGCCCUACUCUGACAAGCACGGCCGAUGUGGCAUCCCCCAGCCGCUGGUUCAGCGCUACUCGGAGGACCUGGAGCAGCCUGUCAAGGAUGUGGCCUCCAACAUGGACCAGCUCCGAGUCAAAGAGCUCCGCAAACAGCACCGUAUGGCUAUCCCCUCUGGAGGUUUGACAGAGAUGUGCCGGAAGCCUCUCUCCUUCGGUAACAUCAGCACAGUCUCCGAUUGGCUCGUCUCCAUCGGCUUGCCCAUGUACGCCACGUCUCUGGCAGCCGUGGGCGUCGACACGCUGAGCCGCGUGGCCUUGUUAACGGAGAGCAGCGUGUGGGAAGCCGGGGUUCGGGACGAAAGGCACGUCCGCCGCCUCGUCACGGAGGCGCGAUCGGUCAACGCGCACAGAGAGGUGCAGUCCUAAUCGUGUCAGCAGGUAUCAGCUCACUGGUUUGUCUCAUUUAAACACGGCCGGCAGGCAGCCACGGAGGAAACCGGCCACGAGAAGCGACCGUCGUACUUCCUGUCCCGCACACGACUGAUUUCCUCUCUCUUCAUCAUUCACGUCUUUUCUCAAAUGUUUACGGCACCGAGGAGUUUUUAAUCUCCCACCAGCCAAGACAAGAUAUCAGAUGCCUUUUCAAAAAAAAAACAAAAAAAAACACAGACUCACUCUGUGGGAUGGCUUUUAUUCUGAAGACACCCCCAAAGUCUUAAAAUAAAGACUUGGAUCUGCCUUUAAGGAAGAUAGCACACUCUUUUUGUAGGAUGGAUGUUUUUUUUUUUUUUUUCAAACACGGAAAGACGUUUUAUUUCCUGCAUAUUUCAUAAGUGCUUCAUUUUCAGCUCUUGCGGCGAGGCGACAUUAAUCAGAGGGUGUUUUUAAAAAGGAAGAAGCUCGGCCAAAGUGUUUCAUUCUCCACUAACAGGUUCGCGGCGAGCGGCUUCACUUAACACGCGGACUUUUAACCGACUAAACACAUACACCAAAAUAACAGGUGGCUUUGAGGUGGCUUAUUUUGUAUCAUGUUUCUGUAUUAUAGCAUAAUGCACAUCUUAAUUUUCAAAUGAUUUAUAUGUUUUUAAAAAAAAAAAGUUUGCCUUUUGAAUGUUGCAGCCUUAUUUGGAGGCCAGCGCUCGAUCGUUUCUAAGCUGACGUCACACCCUUUGUAUUUCAUAUCUUACUGAAGUUUCACCGCAUAUCCCGGAUGCUCUGAUAGUCUUACAGGAAGCUUUGUUUUACUGUAGUAAUCACCAUCGGCUUUCACAUUCCCCGGUGCAUCGUCUUUGAGUUGCUUUUAUAAAUGAAUCGAUGAGCAGAACAUACUGGAUGCAGUAGCUUUGACUGCAUCGUGACUGAACUGUGCCAAAGGUGCAAGCUUUUUUUUUUCUUCUUUUUUUUGUGUUCUGAAUGUGUCAAAGCAGAGAUUUCCUUUGAAUGCAUUCAGCCAGAUCAUUUCAGAGAUACACAUGGAUGUGGACCACAGAACACGCUUCUGAGUGAUUGCAGUUUCUACACUUGCGAAGCGCUGAUGAUAAACGGCGCCGACCACAGACGCGGCCCAGACGUCGUCCUCCUCGUUCGCCAUACGUGUCGGCGAGGGGGGGAACAGGGUGGGAGGAGAAGAUAAAAAUGUUCCUGAGACGCAGCUGACAUCUGGGCUGUCAUAUCUGAAAUUUAUUGAACGUCUGGCUGUCUGCGCUUCGGUUAAAAGUGUUGGAGUGGAAUUUGAAUUACAGUUGACUAAUAAGCUCUUUGGGGAUUUUGCAUAACUUCAAAUCAAUGCCAGCCUGGAAUUUGGUAAAAAAGCAAAAACGGUCACGUCAGGUGAAUCGUCGACCUCCACGUCCAGCACGACAGAAACAAGUCUUGUAAUUCAGGGAAACGCUGGAUGAGGUCAGCCUGUUUUUAAAAGAAUAAUAGAAAUUUUUGGGGCCAAAGCAGAAGUGAGAAGAAGCAGACUUUCAUUCCUGUUUCAUUUGCAUGAAACGGAGAAAACAAAUAUCCCUCAUGAAUUAUUGUUUUCCCCUCUUAUUUCUAACCGUUACAAUCUUUCGCAGCAGAACUGAGCUGAAGAUUCAUUCCACGGAUUUCAUAUUUGAGAAAACUUAAUGCUAAAUUUCGAGGCUGUUUUUCCUGCAGUCGGUGAUGGGACGAUAUUUGAUGCCUUUUUUUCUCUUCAAUCAAAGUGGUGCUCUGAGAAAGUGAAGAAAGAGGGGCGGGUCGGUAUAAAAAAGAAAAAAAGAAAAAGACCCAAGAAGUGUUCUGUAAAGAAUGAAAAUACUGACACUGUAAAUGCACUUUAGAUGGUAAAUCUAGCUGUUUUAUAGGAAACUAAAUUGGCUACGUUUCGUUCACAGGUCCACAGACGGACUGGUCGUCAGGUAAAGGGUUUCAAGGGGUUAUGCUGGUAUUUUAUUUUAGUAUUGAGUUCCCAAUGCCAAUUUUAAUAACCAUUCACGAGUUAACCUCUUCCAGUUACUCACCUCCGAUUUGUUUUUGCAGUCUUAAAAAAAAAAUUCUUAAUUACAUAUAUGAAAUGCUUAGCAGAAGUUGCACAUUCUGUAUAUGUAAUUGAUAUUUAAGUAACUUAUUUUUUUGCUUUGUUUUUUUUUCAUAUCAACUGUAAUUAGCUGUACUAUAUGAAUAGCAAUACCUUCCUGCAUAAUGCAUAUUGCUCUAGCCAGUAAGGAACUACAGUAUGUAUUGUAAAAUAUGUGUACAAAUUAUUUUAUUUGGUUUUCAUCUACCUAAUGAUUGUCCAUACAGAUCUGCCUGUGUAUUGAAACAACAAAAGUAAUGUCCAUAACUAUUUGUCAUUCUGAAAUAUAAUUAAAAAAAACAGUUUCUUGCCA
Messenger RNA from Stegastes partitus (bicolor damselfish), 6716 nucleotides. It is a transcript of the gene sash1a, whose product is annotated as SAM and SH3 domain containing 1a. The coding region runs from base 601 to 4284 and encodes 1227 amino acids. The record is from RefSeq and is a predicted model, not a curated record. Lineage: Eukaryota; Metazoa; Chordata; Actinopteri; Pomacentridae. The transcript has 20 exons. Gene Ontology annotation, molecular function: protein binding.